AUGAGUUUUACUGCAGCACACCACACAAGUAUGCGAUUUUUGGAAACUUUUCAUGUCCCACUAAGAGCAUUUAUUAGCGACCUUAAAUCUAACUCCUUUAUUGAGCCUCGAGAUUUUCACUUCAACACCCAAAUAACUUCUCUUUGUUUAACCUCAGAUGAUGCUCAUAUUCUUGCUGGAAUAGACCAAGGUCGAGUGCAAAUUAUUGAGCUAGAAAAAGAUGAGGAAUAUGCAAUGAAUACAAAAGCCGAUGAGGCUCCAAAUGAGCACUCGCAAGACGAUAGCCUCAAUCUUGAAUCUAUAAUAAUCACUACAAUUUGCGUUACAAGUGACUGCGAAACUGUAAUAGUUGGGACUUCUUUAGGAACUGUCAGAAUUUUCGAGCUUGAUAAUCCUUCAAUAUCAAGCAAAGAAGUAUCCGGCCAUCAAGGCUCGAUAAAUGAUAUAGUUAUAAACCAUGAUGAUAGGUUUUUUUUGUCUGUAGGGGAAGAUACAAAUGUGCAUUAUUGGGAUGCAAAGACUUUUAAAAUUGAUAAAACAGUGAUUGUUGAGGAAGGGACAGUAAAGGCAGUUGAUAUAAGCAAAAAUGAUAAGUGAAUCGCUGCAGGAGGUUCUGAUAGACUUGUACAUGUUUGGGGCACCAUGGCCUUAGCUCGCGGCUGGACAAUGGAAGGGCAUGAACUAGGAAUUAAUGCAGUCAUUUUUACAAAUGACUCGAAAAAUAUAAUUUCAGGAGGAGAUGAUAGGAAUAUUUUUGUGUGGAGCGUAAGAGAAAAAGCUAUAGCAUUAUCGCUUGCUGGACAUGAUGGGCCUAUUAUUGAUCUUGCUUUAACUAGUGAUAAUACUUUUCUGGCAUCUGCAAGCUCAGAAGGAGCAAUAUUUGUAUGAAAUAUAGAAAUGAUGGCACCUCAGCCUAUUCCUAUAACUGACCAAGAAUUCAAUAUCAAUAAAAUUUGUAUAUCUUCUGAUGACGAUAUGCUUGUUUCUAGCUCUAAAUCUGAUGGUAUUAAAAUCUGGCCACUCAGGAGAUCAUUUCUAGCAGAAAACAAAAGAUUAGCACAUGAGUCAAGCAUUAUAGCUAUUUUUGAAGACGCAAAAUCCGAGUUUUUUUAUACAUUCACCAAUAAAGAAAUAAAAAUGUGGAGAAUUCAAACUAUGGAGCUUGAGGCUGAAUUUAAUUCAGAUGAGACUGAAAUCACAGCAGCCAUUUUUUUGAAGCAUAUAAAUCAGCCUUGCAUAGGAUCUGAAAACGGUAUACUCAGGACUCUAAAAUUAGUUGGAAAAGAGUUCAAAUCUGGUUUCGUUCUCAAUGCUCACAGUUCAGCAAUUAAUUGCUUUGUUGAGGCACAUGAUUCUUUUGUAACUGGAGGAAAUGAAGGAAUCAUAUGCGUUUGGGAUAGCACUACAGCAAAAAAACGGGGAGCAAUGAUAGGUCAUUCAUUAGGAAUUACUUGUCUUUGUCUUACACAUGAUAAAUCGAUAUUGAUUUCGGCAAGCCAAGAUUUAGAAAUAAAGGUGUGGAAUAUUAUUACAGGAAAUGAGCUAACUGCAAUUAAAAAGACGCAUAAUGAUAGGGUUUUAUGCUUAUCUUUUACUGAAAACGAGUUCUUUGCUGUAAGUGGAGGAGCUGAUAAUUCAUUGUUAUUGUGGGAUCUAAGGGCUAAAAGGCAUAGCCCGCCUUUGGAGUCCCACAAAGAUGAUAUUACUUGCAUACUUUUUUAUCAUAUAUAUUUAAAAAUGGGGCAGCGACAACCUUCCCUCUUAGCACCUGAAGUUGGGUCUGGAGCUCCUGAAGAGAGGAUGGCGUUCAGGAAUGCAUAAACCUCGGUUUUUUGCAGAGUGGUGAAGCGCAGUGCCAUUUAAAGCAAGAUGCUCACCCAUGAGAAGAGGAAGCUUGAUGCAGAAAUGGGACAUCCCAGCAGGCCAAAAGUUAGUUUCUUGGUCAAGCGGAAUGUUUCAUAGCAUGAUACCAUGCGUUGCGUCUUGGGCUCUAAGUCUCCAUCUUAGUCGUCAGGCAACCAGAAAAUUGGACUUUUCGAAUUUUCUGUCAGAUAGCCCCAUCGAUACAGGGUAUGAUAACCCGAGUGCAAGCCCUUGUCAGUGAGUAGAAACACAGUGGAAGGCUGUGCCUAGGUUGGCAAGCAAGCGAAGGAGCGGCCACGGAGACUAUCAGUGGCCCGCAGGGAGCUUCUUUAUAAAUAAUUAACACAGCACAGCAUGCUUGUUUAUCAAAAUGAAUUUUUAAUCACUGGAAGUCUUGACAAAUAUAUAGGAGUGUGGUCAAUCAAAGAUCAGCUGCUAUUAGGAAAAAUCUCGGCUGGCUUCAAAAAUUACACACAAAUAAAAUGGCGACGACACCGACCCGUCCUCUCCCGGAACUGAGGCGAGAUUGGGGACCUUGCUGCGGCCUGAAGCCAAUCCGCCCAGGAAAGGUCUGGAAUGGGUACUGGUAGUUUGUGCCCGGCUAGGUUUCCCUCCCAGUCCAGCAACAACGAUCCUAGGGUUGUCCCGAUAGGAUACGGGGCAAAAAAGGGUUUUUCCUCUAGGGAUCGCUAGUGCCAAUUUGGAGGGCAUGGCAGGAGCCGACAAGAGCUAAGGAGUUAAUCCUUAGCUCUAACCCUAGUCUGGCGACGUGAAGCACGGUGACUCAGUCCGCCUACUUCCGGGAUAGCAUGACCAAACCCCAUGACAGAAGGAGCUGAGUGGUAGCCUGUGGCACUUAGGUGCACACUGGGAGCAGGGCAAGGAAAGCAAGCGAGGCGCCCAAAAGGCGGAAGAAAAGGACCUUCGGUCCUGGCCGGGAGCUACUCUAUAAAAUUUAACUAAGACUAAGGCUUCAAAAUUACAUCUUUAACGUUUAUUGAUGAUUGUAAAGAGAUAUUAGUUGGAUCCAGUGGCGGAGUUUUAAUAAGAAUGCCAAACCCAUUAUCAGUUAAUUCCUCCUUAAGCAUUUUACCUGAGAAAUAUUCUGGCCUAUUCUUGAGCUAUCUUCGCAAAGUUGUGCUAAAAGAAACUGAUAUAUAUGACCCUUUGUUCACAGAUUACGUAAUUUUCCCAGACCGGUUUAGCAUCCUUCAUUUUCUUGCAUUUUUAAAAAACGCAAAUAUGCUUGGCCAAGCAUUAAAAUCUGGAGCAAAAUUCAUAAAAAGCAUUGUAGCAGAAGACCCUUUAAAAAUCUCGCUAUUCCAAAGCAAACAAUGCACAGAGCUCAUAUUGCGCUCCUUUCCAAAAUAUAUAGCCCCAAACAAUCCGAAAAUCUUCAGAUAUGUAGAGCCGCUGUUAAAAAAUUUCAAUAAUGCCAAUUUAAUGAAUCUUCAUUUUUUAUAUGAAAGUGCCUUUACUCCUUGCACUGAUAAAAUAUUGCCUGAAUUUGGAGUGAUGGUUGGGUCAAAUCCUGAGGUGAGAUGAAGCUAUUCAGAAUUUAUAGACCAUAGCAAGUUUGUACACGAAAAGGCUAAAAAUGAUCAGGAAUGGAGACAGCAGCAGCUUUCGUUCUCAAGGUCUUUAAUAAGGCUGCCUACGAUUCCAGGGGCAUUGUCAAGUGUCCUGUUCUUACAAUCUAUUGUCAUGUGUAAAAACCACGAAAUCUUCAAAACAGAGCUCAUAAAAUCUUUACUACAGUUUAAAUGGAGAAAAACGAAAGCAUUUAUUAUCAUUGAAGGGAUACUUUUUAUAGGCUUUUUCGCAACAAUGAUAGCACAUGGCAUAUCUGAUGACUCUGGGGCCAAUUUUACAUACGCUCUCCUUGCUUUUAAUUGUGUUUAUGCAAUCAAAGAAAUUUUGCUUAUUAAGUAUGUUGGAAGAUAUUAUAUAGGUGAUCCAUGAAAUUUGGUUGGCUUGUCGAAAAUCAUCAUUUUGUACCUUUAUUUAUUUUUUAGGGUUGGACAUGAAACAUGGCAUGCUAAAGUUUAUAUUUUCCCAUUUGCAUUAAUGACAUCUUUUAUUAGAGGGGCUGGAUAUCUUCGAGCUUACAAGCCUACUCGCAGAUUUAUAAGACUGCUGAUUCAGAUUUAUAUGGAUAUUGGCCCAUUUUUGAUUGUCCUGCUAUCUUGUACUGUUAUAUUUGGAAUUGUAUUUUAUGUGCUUAAAUUAAAUGAGUUUAUAAAGGACGCAUUAUUAAGGGCUUAUACUCUUAACUAUGGAGAGUUCAAUAUUGAUACAGAAUGGUCAGGAUUUUCUACAUUUUUAGAUUUAUUUGCUUCUUUUUUCACUACCUUAAUCAUGCUUAACAUCAUUAUUUCAAUAAUGGGCGACACUUAUGACAAAGUUAGCGAAAACUCAGAAGCAAAUGACCAAAAAGAGUUCGCAGCGUUAAUCAUGGAAGUAGAAAGCAUCAUGAUUUGGAAUAGAGAAAUGAAUGUCCCUUAUUACGUUCAUCAAUGUGCAAUUAAGGAGUCUGAAGUGCAAGAAGACAGUUCAAAAUGGAGUGGAAAAAUGAAUGUGAUAAAAAAAUCAGUUAAAGGGAUCCACACUAAAUGCAAAAAUAUUAGGAAUGAAAUGAAGUCACUGAAACUGAUGAUCAAAGAAUUUCCGAAAAAUUUGAAAAGCGAGGUAAAUAAGCUGGUUGAAAAACAGAAGAGUGCGAAAUUUGCGAAGGAAAGUCUGGCGAAAAUUGGAUUAGCAUUAACGUCAUUGCAAAGAGGACUAAAGCAAGCAAACGGGCUUAAAAGUGAAAUAUUUGAUGCAGAUGCAGGAAUAAUAGAUAAUAUGCCGUUGAAAUGGCUGAGAAAUUCUAUCAAGAAAAGUUUAAGAGAUAGUUAA
Messenger RNA from Blepharisma stoltei, 4761 nucleotides. The record is from the annotation of a GenBank genome assembly. Lineage: Eukaryota; Ciliophora; Heterotrichea; Heterotrichida; Blepharismidae.